Amblyraja radiata (thorny skate) is the source of this 1606-nucleotide messenger RNA. RefSeq names its product metallophosphoesterase 1 (gene mppe1). Gene Ontology annotation, molecular function: phosphoric diester hydrolase activity. Gene Ontology annotation, cellular component: endoplasmic reticulum-Golgi intermediate compartment. The coding region runs from base 45 to 1238 and encodes 397 amino acids. The transcript is spliced from 9 exons. Gene Ontology annotation, biological process: GPI anchor biosynthetic process; endoplasmic reticulum to Golgi vesicle-mediated transport. The record is from RefSeq and is a predicted model, not a curated record. Lineage: Eukaryota; Metazoa; Chordata; Chondrichthyes; Rajiformes; Rajidae.
GAGAGAGCGCCGCACUGUGUGUUUGUGUGUGAGUGAGUACUGUGAUGAUGGGCAGGCGGUGGGCGCACCCCAAGCAGUUUCUCAUCCUUUUGCUCAGGCUGCUGGCUCUGGUCUGCGGGGUUGUGUUGAUCUGUGAGCUGGCCAUUUACUACAUGGUACUGCUGCGUUGUGGCUGGCCCCGGUUGAAAGCUCCGGCUGAGCCCGGCCAGGAUAGACCCUCAGCGCCAGCGCUCAGGACUUUGUUCCUCGCAGACACCCACCUCCUGGGAGCCCUCAGGGGGCACUGGCUGGACAAACUCCGGAGGGAAUGGCAAAUGGAGCGGGCCUUUCAGACGGCUCUGUGGCUCUUCGAACCAGAUGCUGUGUUUGUUCUUGGUGACCUCUUUGACGAAGGGAAGUGGAGCACCCCCAAGGACUUUAAAGAAGACGUCAGGCGUUUCCGAAUGAUGUUCAGACAUUCUGCCAGCACAGAGUUGUUUGUGGUUGUUGGGAAUCAUGACAUUGGCUUCCAUGAUGAGAUGGAUUGGUACAAACUGCAGAGGUUUGAUGAUACAUUUAACUUCUCCUCCGCUAAAGUGGUGUCCAGGAAAGGAGUGAAUUUUGUGCUGGUUAACAGCAUUGCCUUGCAAGGGGACGGUUGCUCCAUUUGUGAGAAAGUAGAAAACGAUCUCCAUCAGCUCUCCCUGGCACUGAAUUGCUCCCGACAGUUGGAUGCAAAUCAUUCCGGUGGGAAUUGCAAAGAUAAGGACAUAUUCCCUGAAUCAGCUCCGAUUUUACUCCAGCAUUAUCCCCUCUAUCGAGUCAGUGAUGCGGAGUGCACGGGCGAGGACUCUGCUUCCCCUGAAGAGAAGAAGCUGCUGUUUCGGGAGCGGUACGACACCUUGUCUGUUGAAGCUUCUAACAAGCUGCUGUGGUGGUUUCAGCCUCGCUUGGUCCUGAGCGGCCACACGCACAGCGCCUGCACCGUGCUGCACGGCUCCCAGCGGCCCGAGAUCAGCAUCCCCUCCUUCAGCUGGAGGAAUCGCAACAACCCCAGCUUCCUCCUGGUCACUAUUACAGCGACUGACUUUGCAAUCCACAAGUGUUUUAUGCCAAGAGAGAGCACUGUAUUCACCAUUUACAUGGCAGCGGGUGGUAUGGCCAUCCUGAUCUUGUUACAUUUCCACCUGUUCCAGGGGGCGAUGCAUAACCUGACUUACAAACUCGUCAACCUGAUCAAAGGCCACCGAUGUGACUAGCUGCUCCUGUCAGUAUCUGGUGAUCUGCAUUGGGUGAGAUUCUGUGGGUUAUGCUGGUAUUCCUUUGAAGUAAGGAAAUAUCUGUGAAGCUCUUGUGCCUGUUAUUCCAAUCUCAUUGGAUUGCUGCAGGUCAGAACUGGUAGAACAUGUAGGUGGAGUGUAGAUUAUCAUCAGCUGGGGAAGUGAGCCGGUCUUUCCACUUAAAUGAACAGGAGUAAAAGUUUCACAAAACAAGUCCCGUUCCACUGUGGAGAUGUAAGGAACUGCAGAUGCUGCUUUACAAAAAUGGACACAUAAUGCUGGUGUCCCUCAGCAGUCUGAAGAAAGGUCCCAACACAAAACAUCAUCUAUCCAUGUUCUCCAGAGAU